Onthophagus taurus is the source of this 660-nucleotide messenger RNA. RefSeq names its product mitochondrial ribosomal protein L50 (gene mRpL50). Lineage: Eukaryota; Metazoa; Arthropoda; Insecta; Coleoptera; Scarabaeidae. The record is from RefSeq and is a predicted model, not a curated record. Gene Ontology annotation, cellular component: mitochondrion; mitochondrial large ribosomal subunit.
UGCCAACUUCACGUCGAUUAUUAAUCACAUAAAAAAUGGCCGCAACACUCGUCAGACACGCACUGUCAAAAAUUGGACAACUUCACAAAAAUGUCCCGUGGCGGAGUUACGCGACGAAGGCCGAAAAAAAGAAGGGUUUAGACAGGAAGGUUGGACCGAAAAUUGAUUCAUCGGCACAAUCUUUAGCGACGAAAGGAUUCUUACGCUCGCAAAAAGAUUAUAACCCCCCAAACGACCUAAAUCAACGAUUAAACACCAUCAUUACUUCAGUGAUUGGAAGCGUGGAAACAACAACAAAAUUGAAUACACAACAAAAAUUCGUUAUCCUAAAUAAUUGUUGUGAAGAAUUCCAACAUAGCGUCCCAAAUUCGUUAUUACACAAAAUAGAAACCGUCGGGGAUGUUUAUCAAUUUUAUGGCACCCCAAUUUCUACAACAACCCCCUUAGAUAAAUUAAAAACGAUGGAAUUACCUCCUAAUUUACACAUACAAUAUGAAUAUCACCGAUAUCAUCCAGAUACUGACACGAAAUUCGGCGGGCAAACCGCUUAUCCGAGGAGUUCAACCAUCGUAACAGGAUUGAAAUAUAAAGAUAAAUACCCGGGGCAUGUACAAAAUCAAACUUGGCCUUAUAAUAGUUAAAUUAUAACAAUAAAUUAGU